AUGCUUGCCUCAAUGAAACUGUCAAAUUGCAUACUGGAGCUGGGUCUAGACAUCACCGAUGCACAGAUAAAGGAGCUCGAGUCGGCCGUGCACGACAUCGAUUUCGACUCGGCGGCGGCCCACGAGAAACGCGUGCGCCAUGACGUCAUGGCCCACGUGCACACCCUCGCCGAGAGGUGCCCCUGCGCCGCCCCCAUCAUCCACCUGGGGGCCACCUCCUGCUACGUGGGGGACAACACCGACCUGAUCGUCCUGAGGCACGGCCUGGACCUACUGCUGCCGAGGCUAGCUGCCGUUAUAAGCCGGCUGUCGAAGUUCGCAGACGAGAACAAAUCGCUACCAAUUCUCGGCUUUACUCAUCUGCAACCAGCACAACUGACAACAGUAGGGAAGCGGGCUUCUCUUUGGUUGAGCGAUCUAGUUAUGGACGAACGGGCCUUGUCUCGUGCGAGAGACGAUUUGCGCUUCAGAGGGGUUAAAGGCACGACGGGAACCCAAGCUUCCUUCCUCCAACUGUUCAACGGCGACUCAAAAAAAGUGAGAGCCUUAGACAAGAGGGUCGCUGAAUUGGCCGGCUUCGAUAAACGCUACAUCGUUACCGGUCAAACCUAUUCCAGGAAAGUCGAUUUAGAAGUGAUAUCUGCUCUGUCCGGCCUAGGAGCGACGGUGCACAAAAUGUGUUCAGACAUAAGAAUAUUGGCGUCCAGAAAGGAGUUAGAGGAACCGUUCGAGGCGUCUCAGAUCGGGUCUAGCGCUAUGCCUUACAAAAGGAAUCCGAUGAGAUCAGAGCGUUGCUGCGCGCUUGCUCGCCAUUUGAUAACCCUCCACGCUAACGCUGCCAACACCCACGCGGUGCAGUGGCUCGAGCGUACCCUCGAUGACUCUGCCAACAGACGCAUUACACUGGCAGAGGCCUUCCUCACUGCCGACGCGACUCUGCUCACUCUGCUGAACAUAUGCCAAGGUCUCGUGGUGUACCCCAAGGUUAUAGCGCGUCACAUCGCACAAGAGCUUCCAUUCAUGGCCACGGAGAAUAUUAUCAUGGCGAUGGUCCAAGCCGGCGGAGAUCGUCAAGUUUGUCACGAAAAGAUAAGGGUGCUGUCUCACGAGGCAGGGGCGCAAGUGAAACAGCACGGCAGGGACAACGAUUUGAUCGAUCGCGUGAAGAAGGACCCUUAUUUCACGCCGAUCAUUCCACAACUGGACAGCAUUUUGGACGCUUCCACAUUUAUAGGAAGAGCGCCCGAGCAAGUGACGGAGUUUCUCGAAGAGGAAAUUGAACCUCUGCUUGUUAAAUACAAAGAUAUUCUGGCGGAACUAGAAAAACCAGUUGCUUUAAACAUU
Iphiclides podalirius (scarce swallowtail) is the source of this 1344-nucleotide messenger RNA. NCBI's taxonomy places the organism in Eukaryota, Metazoa, Arthropoda, Insecta, Lepidoptera, Papilionidae. The record is from the annotation of a GenBank genome assembly.